AUGAAAAAAAUGUUAUACAUUGUAGUAAUAUUUCAACUUUCUAAUUAUUUCCAGCAAGAAGAUGAUGAGACUAGAACUAGUGAGGUAAAGUAAUAUCUUGCAUACAAUAUACAAAGGUUUAAAAAUUCAAAUCAUUUUCAAUCACAGGCUUAAAAUCAAUCAUUUCGGAAUUGGUGCAGAAAAAUGCUCCUUCUUAAGGAUAAAUUAGCAGCUGGGACUGACAAAGCUACAAUAGUGCAUGUGUGAAUCCCAGAUGCAGGGUUUUGAACCCAGCACUUUUCUUUUGUAAGAAAUUAACCUGACAAUAUUAUCAUUGUUUAAUCCAUCUUAGCCUGUCCCAGACAUUCAGAUAUAUAGUCGGAAGGGCGGGCGAAGUUGGGCAUGGACUAAAAAUUGAUGAGGGAAAAAAGCCCCAGUCUCUCCUCCUUUUUGUUUCCCCUCAUGUUUCUUUUGCAUUUGUUGCUUACAAUCUAACUUGCUCCCCACUAUCUAAACGCUUGGACAGGUUAGAUCAUAUAAAUAACAUGAGUUUCUUUCUUUCUUUUUUUUAAAGAUGGAAGAAGAUAUGAGUAAAGAGGUAAGUAAAAUAUUUGUAGAUUCAUUUUUAAAACUAGGAACUCAAUUUUUCAUUUAAGAAUCUAGAAUGGGCAUGGAAAGCUGUAUUUCAAAUAAAAGUGCGGACUAAUAAUAAUUUUUAGAAGAAUUAGGGUAGUUUUAUUCCAGUGAGCUUGCCUGUAGAACUAUCUGCUCUCUUUAAAAAAAUGUUCUCUGAGUAGGAACUCUCUCAAAACCGCAAGAAUAUUAGAAUGUUAUACUUUUUUUUUCCUUUCCAGCGGGCUGUAAGAGAGGCAAGGCACAAUAGGGUGUUCAACAAAGACAAAAGUGGUUGGCAUGUUAUUGUGAAAAUGCUGAAUGGUGAGCGCAUUAGUAGAAAAUAUAGAAAAUACAGGACGGUACUGUUACAUGUUACUCUGCCUCCUGACAAAUCAAUCCACCAUGUAUGUAUGUUGUAUGACCAUCAUUUCAACUUAAAAGAGAUGGAUUCUUUUAAUUGCCUUAAAAAAAACCUUCUAUUGAGAUAAAUUACUAAAAUACUUUUUUGCUUUUUUUUUUAUAGGCAGUCUAUGACUCGGUUGGCUACCCGGAUGGCCGGCCCCUCUUUUUUACCCUGCAUGGAGGGGGAGGGGUGAAAAAACCAGAGGACCCUGUUGAAGGACACUGUUUCCUCCACUUACAGGAGCGAGUGAGUACAUUAAUAUUAAACAAUGAAUCGAGACAAUCGUGA
Molecule: messenger RNA, 1285 nt
Organism: Porites lobata
Lineage: Eukaryota; Metazoa; Cnidaria; Anthozoa; Scleractinia; Poritidae
Source: the annotation of a GenBank genome assembly